CCUGCUGGUGGAGUAUGAUAGUAAUCUGGCAGCCCAGUUGGCUGUCAGCAUUAUCACAGUCUUCUCAGUUCACCACAUCUAACGUUAGCCAACUAAAUGCGUUAAUGCGAUGAACCGGGAAUUUAUUGACCAUGGCUAACCUUCGGAUUUCGUUAGCCGUCGCGGUAUUCCAGGCUGUCCUGUACAGAAGCUCCGAGGCUCUUUGGUGUAACUGCACCACUGCCCAGUGUGAGAAGACUGGUUCCCGAUGUGAGACAGAUGGAGCCUGCAUGGCUUCUACGUCCUUCAUUGAUGGCCAAGAGCAGCACAUCCGUAUCUGCAUCACGCGGGACAAUCUUGUGCCCCCUGGACAGCCUUUCUACUGCCUUGGAGCAGAGGGCUUGCUCAAUAUCCACUGCUGCUACACUGACUACUGCAACAGCAUUGACCUCAAAGUUCCUUCAGGAACAACUCCACCAGGAGUAGACAAAGGCUAUGGCCCAGGUGGGACAUGGGGACUGGUGGAACUAGUCGCUGUGAUUGCAGGGCCGCUGUUCCUGCUGUGUCUGCUUCUGUUAGUGGGCAUGUUCCUGUAUCAGUACCACCAGAGAGCCUACAACCAUAGACAGAGGCUGGAGGUAGAGGACCCCUCCUGUGACCACCUUUACCUGCCCAAAGACAGGACUUUACAGGACCUCAUUUAUGAUCUGUCCACAUCUGGUUCAGGCUCAGGUCUGCCUCUGUUUGUCCAACGGACCGUGGCCAGAACUAUUGUCCUGCAGGAGAUCAUAGGUAAGGGGCGUUUCGGGGAGGUGUGGCGCGGACGUUGGAGGGGUGGCGAUGUGGCGGUGAAGAUCUUCUCAUCUAGAGAAGAGCGCUCCUGGUUCCGUGAGGCUGAGAUCUAUCAGACCAUCAUGCUCCGACAUGAGAACAUCCUGGGCUUCAUAGCUGCUGACAAUAAAGAUAAUGGCACAUGGACUCAGCUGUGGUUGGUGUCAGACUACCAUGAGCAUGGCUCUCUGUUUGACUAUCUGAACCGCUACUCUGUUACUACUGAGGGAAUGAUCAAACUAGCACUAUCAGCUGCCAGUGGCCUUGCACAUCUGCACAUGGAGAUACUUGGAACACAAGGAAAGCCAGGCAUUGCCCACAGAGACCUUAAGUCUAAGAACAUCCUUGUGAAGAAGAACUGCACCUGUGCUAUAGCUGACCUGGGUCUGGCUGUCCGCCACGACUCUGCCACUGAUACGAUCGACAUUGCCCCCAAUCAGAGGGUUGGCACCAAGAGGUACAUGGCUCCAGAGGUUCUGGAUGAGACUAUCAACACGAGACACUUCGAUUCAUUCAAAUGUGCUGAUAUCUACGCGUUGGGGCUGGUUUAUUGGGAGAUUGCGCGCCGCUGCAACAGUGGAGGUAUCCAUGAAGACUACCAGCUGCCCUACUUUGACCUGGUACCUUCUGAUCCAUCCAUAGAGGAGAUGAGGAAAGUGGUGUGUGACCAAAAGCUAAGACCCAACAUCCCAAAUUGGUGGCAAAGCUAUGAGGCCUUGCGAGUCAUGGGUAAAAUCAUGAGGGAGUGUUGGUAUGCUAAUGGAGCCGCUCGCCUGACAGCCCUGCGAGUCAAAAAGACUCUGUCCCAGCUCAGCAUUCAAGAAGACAUUAAAGUCUGAGUGAAGACGGCGGAGCGCGGAGAACGAGCACUGAGCAGAGAGUCUGGCUCUACACUAUAGGCCAGUGGUCAGAAGGGGGCGGGCCCUUCUAUGGUGAAUGCACAAAGUAAGAGAAUAUGAUGAAGAGUGGCACUUUGUAAAAUAUUAGUCCAUAGACAUUCCUGCCAGUUUUGAAGCCACUUGAUUUCUGACAAACCCUACCUCGCUUACCCAGCCAAACUACCAAGAACACCUUUUCCUGUGUUGUCCACAGCUACUGCUGCCCUUCCUGAACCUUUCUGUUCCUAUCUUGAAUGCAGUCAAUUCCGGAAUAUGUAAUUAUCCAGUUAAGUUUUUAAAAGUCAGUUGCUAAUUCAGAGUUUCUUUGUUUGGUUUUGCUUGAUAGUUAAUUAUUAGCAUUCAUUCUUAUUGUCUCGGAGGGUUAGGGGUGUUUUUAACUUAUUGUGUUAUUUAAAAUGACUAUAAUAUAUAAUAUAUGGGUGUUUGUGAGGCUACUGUGUAGGUUUCUCUAUGCCACACCUCUCUCACACAGGUAAAUGGCAAACAACAUAUAUAUAUAUACGUAUAUAUAUGUGUGUAAUUCAGUGAGAAUAAUCCACUUGGUUCUGCUGCAGCGCUGCGGUGUCGCAGAUGUACCAUGUAAAUAAGGCAAUUGAGAUGGUUUGUGUGACUCAGCAAGGUGCUCUCACACUUUUUAAGUCACUGGAGUUGUAAAACACGAGUGGACCUUUUCCAUAAAUUGUUGUAAACCUCAGGUUUUUUAUUCAUGGUCAGCAAUCAACACGUUUUUUUUUUGUCCAGUUCAAAAAACAAACUGAAGCAAAAUACACAUUUAUGGUUUGUUAAACAAAAUAGAAUUUCACUCAGAUUUCUUGCGCUUCUCGUCCGAAACUGACACAACCAGUGGCUUCAGAUUUGGACACUCUUCAUGAAAAAGACUACAUGCAGCAUGUUGCACAGUGUCAUAUGUAGUAAUAUGUGUUAUAUAUUUGUGUCCUACUCUGAAGCUGCUGCUGUCGCACCAUAAACCCAUAAAGCAGAACCUGCCAUGAGUGCGUAUCCUGGCUCCAGUCCCUCAGAUCAGCUGGUCUACACUGAUAAACCUUUGCAGCAGCCAACACUACUGUAUUUACACUGUACACUACAUUACAUUACAUUACAUGUCAUUUUAUCCAAAGCGACUUACAAUAAGGUAAUGCAGAUGUAUUAUUUUCUUUACUUUAAAAAAAAAAAAAAAAAAACUUAACUCCGGGAAUCUGAAUAAUUUCUUUUAAUGUUUUCAUAUUGUCAAAGCAUGUCCAGUGUUAUUUUUGCCCUCAGGGCUCAUUUACCCUGGCCGUGUACAACUACUGUGCAUAAACGUGCUUUAUAUUCAUGCAUUCAUUGUCUGCCGUUUUAUCCUCUACAUGAGGGUCGCUGGUGCCAAUCCCAGCUGACACAGGGCGAAAGAAGGGGUGCAUCCUGGACAAUUCGCCAGUCCAUUACAGGGCAAACAGAGACAAACAACCAUUCACUCUCACAUUCACACUGACGGUCAGUUCAGAGUCCACUUUACCUCUGCAUGUUUUUGGACUGUGGGAGAAAACACACAAACACACACACACACACACAGGGAAAACAUGCAAACUUCAUGCAGAAAGGCCCUCAUUCUCAAAUCAAACACAACUUGAUUAUGAUUAUGUACCAGUCUCCACUUUUAGACCUAUGAAUGAACAUUAAUCAUGUGUCAGACAAACUCCUUUCUUGCUGUUGUUCAUCGGACAGCAGUCAUCAAUGUUUUCCCCUCCUCUGUGUGCUAGGAAAAGUCAGAAAUCAGUCCACAUUUUAUGUUUUCAGGAAAUAGGUGCACUUUUUUUUUUUUUUUUUUUUUUCAUUGUAUGCAACUCCAACAGGUACUGUUUGUUUUGUGUGCGUAUAGUCUUCCCUAUGUCCUGUGUAUGUUUGUAGGCUGUGAGUCCCUAUGAAAGCCUGAAAGGCCACAUGUGCACUACUACUGACCUCACAGCAUUUAAACCAAAUUAUUCUCAGAAUCAUCUCUGGUCAUGAACUUAAGUGUUUAUUUAAGAUCACACCACUGAAAGUGAGAACGUUUACACAAAUCUUGGCAAUCUGUUGCAGUCCACUCUGGAGAGAAUGUAACGCUUUCUUUAAGUCACUGGGAAAAGAAACGGAAUACUACUGAAAUGAUUCAACGCUGUCUCAAAAGUGUUUGACCAGCACUUUUUGAUUCAGAAUCCCUUGCUCACCUGCACUGUAUUGUUUAAGUCUGGAGGGAUGUUUAUAUUACAAGAGACAGACUGCACUCCAUGCUAUUGUUUUUGGCCGGAAAGGACUGGACAGCUCUGUUGUUUAAUAAGUGGUAGAAUAUUAUCCAUAUUUAUACACUUAAAAGGUAUGUUUGUCCAAUUGUAUCUGCCUUACAAUGUCAAUAUAAAAAGAACGUCAUAUAGUAUUUAAGGUUUUUAACACGUUGCUCUAAAAGUGGGAUGUGAUUCAAAGUAAUGGAGUAUUAUACAACAAGUUGUGUUGACUUCCAAGUCUCUGUCCAAUUAAGGCAAAGGAACAAAUGCAUCUAUGUACAAAUCCCUUCAGGACUUCAAUCAUGUACCUUCUAAUAUAGAGUAAUAAAUAUAAUUGUUUUCCAA
Molecule: messenger RNA, 4294 nt
Organism: Solea solea (common sole)
Lineage: Eukaryota; Metazoa; Chordata; Actinopteri; Pleuronectiformes; Soleidae
Product: activin receptor type-1B-like
Exons: 9
Coding region: 132-1649 (505 amino acids)
Biological process (GO): protein phosphorylation; activin receptor signaling pathway; nervous system development
Cellular component (GO): plasma membrane; activin receptor complex
Molecular function (GO): activin receptor activity, type I; ATP binding; activin binding
Source: RefSeq, a predicted model, not a curated record